Molecule: messenger RNA, 1605 nt
Organism: Rhododendron vialii
Lineage: Eukaryota; Viridiplantae; Streptophyta; Magnoliopsida; Ericales; Ericaceae
Product: DNA damage-repair/toleration protein DRT100-like
Exons: 1
Coding region: 210-1301 (363 amino acids)
Molecular function (GO): protein binding
Source: RefSeq, a predicted model, not a curated record
UGGAUGCAGACUUUUCAUGGCAAUACCCCUGCAAUGAAACCUGCACAGAGCCAUUAACAGUCUCCACCAACCUUUUCAAGAUAAAAGGGUUGUUUUGCGUCCCAACACUCUGUCACAUCCCAUGCCACCUUCUCCCCCAUCAAUAAAUACAAAGCUCCCUCCCAAACACUCUCCCUCAAACACAAAACCAAAACUGGAAAAGAGGAAAAAUGGAGAUGCUAUUCAUCUCUCUCAUCGUACUCGCCGUCACUUCCGCCGUGAACUCCUGCCCGCCGUCCGACCGGGCAGCCCUGCUCGACUUCAAGGCCUCCCUCAAGGAGCCUUACCUGGGCAUCCUCGACUCGUGGACGGGCACCGACUGCUGCGGAAACUGGUACGGCGUCAGCUGCGACCAAGCCACGGGCCGGGUCGCCGACAUUUCCCUCCGCGGCGAGUCCGAGGACCCGAUCUUCGUCAAGGCCGGACGGACCGGGUUCAUGACCGGCUCGCUCUCCCCCUCCCUCUGCCGGCUCGACCGGCUGACCACGCUCAUCGUCGCCGACUGGAAAGGGAUCUCCGGUUCGAUCCCCGCGUGCGUCGUGUCCCUACCCAACCUGCGCAUCCUCGACGUUAUAGGGAACCAAAUCUCCGGCGGGAUUCCGACCGACAUCGGCCGGCUGAGUCGACUCACCGUCCUCAACGUCGCGGAUAAUCUCAUCUCCGGCGGGAUUCCGGCGUCCAUUUCAAAUCUCCAGAGCCUGAUGCACCUUGACCUCAGCAACAACAAACUAUCCGGUUCAAUCCCGGCCGACCUCGGCAAGCUCACGAUGAUGAGCCGGGCCUUGCUGAGCCGGAACCAACUCACCGGGUCAAUCCCGAGUUCGAUCGCCAACAUCCACCGGCUCGCCGACUUAGAUCUGUCCGCAAACAAGAUCUCUGGUUCAAUCCCGGCCCAGCUCGGGCAAAUGCGGGUCCUCUCGACGCUGAAGCUCGACAGCAACCAGAUUUCCGGUUCAAUCCCGGGCAGCUUGUUGAGCAACACCGGUUUAAGUAUAUUAAAUCUGAGCCAAAACAACUUAGAGGGUUUCAUACCGGACGUUUUCGGGACGAAAUCGUAUUUCACGGCGUUGGAUUUGUCGUUCAACAAUCUGAAGGGUUCGAUACCGAGAUCGAUAAAGGCGGCCAGUUACAUCGGGCACAUGGAUUUGAGUCAUAACCACUUGUGCGGGCCGAUUCCGGCGAGCUCGGCGUUCGAUCACCUGGAAGCGUCCUCGUUUAUGGGGAAUGAUUGCCUCUGUGGGAUGCCGUUGAGAACUUGUUAGGAUUACGGUUUGGGUUGAUGGAAGUAUCGGGUUAUUGUAAGAUUACAGAAUUUAAGUGUGGUUUAACUAUGUGAAAUCCGAUUUGAUUUGAUUAAUGUAAGGUUAUUAGCCUUUCUUAGUUGGGACUUGGGAGAAGGACCAAGUACAAGGAAGUUGCAUGCACGUGAAGAUCUGCGUAUACAAGCAGAGCAUGUGAGAGAAUCAAAUUUAGAUAUUUCUCUCUCUUGUUUAUGUGAUGAUGAUGAUGAUGAUGUUUUCCUACUGUAUGUAUCAUUGGAAUAAUGACAUAAUCAGAUAUUAUUAA